CGAUCGUCGCGUCAGGGAGGCCGAGCAGCAUCUUAUCGCGGCCGUGACCGGUCAGAGCCAGGAGGUCCCGACUGCUGGGGCCGGUCCGGGUCUGGAUGUGGAGCCGAUGAACGUCGCUCCCCCCGCAGGUGGUCAUAAGGACAAGGGGAAAAAACUGAAGAGGCAGCGCACCGAGCCCUCCGGUCCUAAAGCGGCUGAAGCUGCGCUGCCCAUUACUGGCUGCCCGGUUCCUGACAUCUGGAGGGAUAUGGCCCUUCAAGCUAGGGGUGGAACUGCCAGCCCGCUUCUCCAGCGAGACUGUUAAACAUGCCUUGGUGUUGACUUUCGAGGCAGAGGCUGCUCGAGAGCAGGAUGCUGCCGAGACCAGAAGGAGGGCUGAUGAGGCCCUGAGGGUAGAGCGGGAGGCCGUGAAGGCGAGGGAGGCGGCUGCCCUGGCUGAGAAGAACGAACUUCUGGCUGCUCUGGAUCAGGCCCAAAAGGAGCUCCAGGCCAUCCGGGAUCAGGCUCGGGAAGAGAGGCAAGACCUUCUGGCCAAGGUGGCCCUGACCGAAAAGCACGUGAUCUCCUUUGUCCCUGCUGCUGUUCCUACUCUGACUCCUGAAGGUGGGGCCCGCUCCCUGCGAUCCUCUCACCCUGGUCCUUAACGUUAAGGAGUUCAAGAAAACGCCCCAGUUCUUGAAGGCUGGACAUGAUUACUGUCGGGGCCGUGGGGACGUUUUUGAGGAUGAGCUGCAGGUCGUGGCCCGUAGGGAGCGUCUGACCCAC
Molecule: messenger RNA, 765 nt
Organism: Cuscuta europaea
Lineage: Eukaryota; Viridiplantae; Streptophyta; Magnoliopsida; Solanales; Convolvulaceae
Source: the annotation of a GenBank genome assembly